Amblyraja radiata (thorny skate) is the source of this 2621-nucleotide messenger RNA. It is a transcript of the gene hbp1, whose product is annotated as HMG-box transcription factor 1. The transcript is spliced from 11 exons. The record is from RefSeq and is a predicted model, not a curated record. Bases 455 to 1732 code for a protein of 425 amino acids. Gene Ontology annotation, molecular function: DNA-binding transcription factor activity, RNA polymerase II-specific; RNA polymerase II cis-regulatory region sequence-specific DNA binding; RNA binding. Gene Ontology annotation, cellular component: nucleus. Gene Ontology annotation, biological process: regulation of transcription by RNA polymerase II. NCBI's taxonomy places the organism in Eukaryota, Metazoa, Chordata, Chondrichthyes, Rajiformes, Rajidae.
UCAAAUGAACUCCAAUGGCGUAACAUGGUGUGGGAUAUGAAAACAAAAUAUACACCAAACAGAGUACAGAAAGUUCAGUUUGUGGUCGACAAGAACCCUUCUGGCAUGGAUGAAUCAUUUGAGUUGUUAAAAUGUAAUGAAGAUUUACCAUCAUCACCUGGAAAUGCAAACAGUGAUCAGGUUAUGGAAUAUGAAAUCUUCCUCCGCAAUGGAAGGUAGCGAAUGGAACCCCGCUGGUUUUGAAAAGAAGGGAGAGAAAAUGCAGGGAAGGAAGAACCAGUUCACACGAUUUCAGUGAUAGGGAAAAUACUGGAAUCCUUUAUUAAGGAUGUGGUGACAGGAUACAGAUGAUCUUCCAGAAUUAAAAGCUGUAGAGACAGACAGAGCCAUACCUGGAGCCUUCCAACUGAGCAGUGGAGUGUCUCAUCAACAAUUCCUGAGGUCUACUCAAACUAUGUGUGCCUCUAACUCGCCUGAUAGUGCCUUGUCAUCUUUCACCAGUGAUUCUGGUGCGAAUUGGUUGACUGAACUAGCUAAUAUAGCCACUAGUCCACAAAGUCCUCUCAUGCAAUGCACAUUUUACAACAGAUCUCCAGUGCAUAUAGUGGCCACAAGUAAAAGUUUACAUUCCUAUGCUCGACCUCCUCCUGUUCUUUCAGAAGGUGAAUCUUGCUUGUCCACAAAUCAUUGGGAAGAACGGACUAACAUAAAGAGAGAGAGGAUGAGUAGUGAAUCAGAGUCAGAUGUCUUUUGUUUGUCAUCGCUGUCAGAUGACGAUGAACUUGGUUGGUCUCACUCAUGGCCACAAACUGCUUGGAAUUGCUUCAUGAAAGGGACACGUCUGCGCUUCCAGAAGGGUGUUUAUAAAGAUUGGCUGGAUGUUGAAGAAUUUGCAAAACGGGCAGCUGUGGAUGAAAAAGCUUUAAAAAGCAAUGCACAUAAGAAAAAUCGAUUUGGAUCUGAAGGGUUGAAGUUGGUGGGACACUCGGAAAUCGUUUCCUUUGGACGUUCUGUACUGAAAUUAACCUUUGAUCCUGGCAAGUCACAGGAUGGUAAAUUGACUGUGGACUGUAGAUUGGAUCACCCCUUUUAUGUGAAAAAUAAAGGAUGGUGUUCCUUUUACCCGAGCUUAACGGUGGUUCACCAUGGAAUUCCAUGCUAUGAAAUGGAAGUUGGAGACGUCUGUCUACCUCCAGGACAUCCAGAUGCCAACAACUUUGAUGAUUCAGGAGUUUUUGACACAUUUAGAAGCUUCGAUUUUACACCAUUGGAUUCCUCGGCUGUUUAUGUACUGAGCAGUAUGGCUCGUCAGCGUCGUGCUUCCCAAACAAGUGCCAGCAGUUUAGACUGUGAAAAGGCUGAAUGGAUGACGAGCUCUGUGCCUUCUGGAUCACCACAUCUGCCUUGUAACUACAAUAAAUCCAGUAAAAGUAUAACCUCUGGGACUGCAAGCACGUUGAGUACCACUUCUCCCACGAAUAAUAAAUGCAAGAGACCAAUGAAUGCCUUCAUGCUCUUUGCCAAAAAAUAUAGAGUUGAAUACACUCAGAUGUACCCAGGAAAAGAUAACAGGGCCAUCAGUGUAAUUUUAGGUGACAAGUGGAAAAUGAUGAAAAAUGAAGAGAGGAGAAUUUAUACAUUGGAAGCCAAAACUCUGGCAGAGGAACAAAAACGCCUUAAUCCAGACUGCUGGAAAAGGAAGCGAAGCAACUCUGGUUCGCAGCAGCAGUAACCAGCACCUUUAGAACCUACUUUAUCCUUGACUUUCACCAUUUGGAAUGAAUUUUAGGAAACUGGAUGCAAGUGAGCAAAAAGACUCAGUGUAUCUAUAUAUUUUAAUUUGAGGAAUUUCUGAUAAAUCUAUAUUUAGAGAAUUGUAAUAAAGUGAGUAUAGUUUGCUUUUUAUAUAAAUGGCUGAUAGUGUUGUAAAUCAAUGCAUUUAAUCUUUCUGACUUUCCUAAUUGCGUAUUGUAAAUGGCCAUAAUUCCUCGUUCUUCCAAAGUUCAGUCAAAGGUUAUUUCAGGUAAAUAUAGCUCUUAGGCUUGAAAACUUUGUACUAAACAAAUCCUGUGGUGCUAAGGUAAGGGAGGAAAGUUGGUAUAUAAAGAUGUUUAUUUUUGCAAAUGUAAAUGGGUAAAGUUUAAUUUCUGUAUAACUGCUGUUGUAUCAUGAUUUGUAUCACUUAUUAUAUUGCACAAUUUUAAUUCAAUUAACUUUAUUUGCAAACGGUGGGGAAUUAGUAUAUGUAGCAGGGAUGCUCCCAAAUUUAUUUUGUGGUGUUUUAGCCAACUAAAGUUGCCAUAAAACUCAAGGCUUGUAUUCAUAAAUUUGGGCACAACAAGUACUUGGGCCAGAAUUUUGCCAUUGUGCUAAAAAACUAUUGCACUUUAGUGUUGCAUUAUGAAAAAUGGGAAUGUGAAAAUGUUUCAUUGAGUCAUUUUCAUGGACUGGCAUUAAUGCCACUCAGUGUUGAUAUUCAUAGUCACAGAUCAACAUUUAUAUGCAACUGCUUUAACUCAAGUAAAUUUAUGUCUUUAUGCAGGCUGUUAUCCCACAGGAACUCUUGCACAAAAAUAAAUUUUUAUUGUAUUCAAGUUCAAAUAAAUAUGUAAAGUGUUAAA